This is a messenger RNA of Eurytemora carolleeae, 1206 nucleotides long. RefSeq names its product protein phosphatase 1A. Gene Ontology annotation, biological process: protein dephosphorylation. The coding region runs from base 34 to 1206 and encodes 390 amino acids. The transcript is spliced from 14 exons. The record is from RefSeq and is a predicted model, not a curated record. Gene Ontology annotation, molecular function: protein serine/threonine phosphatase activity; manganese ion binding; magnesium ion binding. NCBI's taxonomy places the organism in Eukaryota, Metazoa, Arthropoda, Copepoda, Calanoida, Temoridae.
AAAACCUACCAUGUCCAUGACUUGACAGUUAAAAUGGGAGCUUUUUUAGAUAAACCUAAGACGGAGAAAUAUAAUGAGUCCAAGAUUGGAGGUGGGCUCAGAUAUGGUCUCUCCUCUAUGCAGGGAUGGAGAAUCGAAAUGGAAGAUGCACAUUCGGCAAUUAUAGGAAUUCCUGAUCAGAAGGAAACAGUUUCUUGGUUCGGAGUAUUUGAUGGUCAUGCUGGGUCCAGAGUUAGAUUUGUUUUUAGAUUUCUUUGCAGGACUAAUGAUGAUUUUACCUGUUCAUUGCAACAAGAACACACUUUGUCCAAGGAUGAAAUGACUGAUGCUGUAAAGCGUGGGAUGCUCAAAGGGUUUCUAGAGUUAGAUGAGAAGCUGAGGAAAAUUCCUGAGGUUGCCAGCGGUGAGGAUAAGUCGGGAACAACAGCUGUUUGUGCUCUCAUUACUGAUAAAUAUCUUAUUCUAGCAAACUGUGGAGACAGCAGAGGAGUUUUCUGCGUCAGCGGUAAACCAGCUCUGGCUACUCAGGAUCAUAAACCCUCCAAUGAACCUGAGAGAGAAAGGAUUCAGAAUGCCGGUGGUACUGUUAUGAUUCAGCGAGUAAAUGGUUCUCUGGCUGUAUCUAGAGCACUGGGGGAUUUUGAGUACAAGAAUGUUGAAGGCAAGGGACCAACUGAACAACUUGUAUCUCCGGAACCAGAAUUCUUCAUCAAGGUUUUAUUUGUUAUUAUUUUAGUUUUUAAGUUUUUGGGAAUCGUUUUUUUAUUCAUAUGUCAUUCUUUUGCUUUUCUGUUCAGAAAAUGUUUUAUUUUACAGGAUAUUUGUGACUUUAUCUCCGCCCGAAUGAAGAUCUCUGAUAACUUGGAAACUAUUUGCAAUGAAGUUAUUGAUACCUGCUUAAACAAGGGGAGCCGAGACAACAUGAGCAUUAUUAUCAUCGCCUUUCCCGCUGCCCCCAAGGUUGAUCCCGCGGCAGUUAAGGCUGACCAGCAGUUAAAUGAACUACUGGAGAAGAAAGUUACAGGUAAAUUUUUAUUGACAGGAUUUGCUCCCGGUGGAGGAUUUGCCUCUAAGAAGGUUUUCAUUGAAGAAGUUUACAGAAAACUGCUUCCGGAGAAAUAUGAAUCCAGUCAAGAUGAUUGCCCGAACCCCUUAGCAUCGCUGCUCUUCGCCAAUGCCAGGAACGCUGCUGCAGAAGAUAACUAG